Colletotrichum truncatum is the source of this 1476-nucleotide messenger RNA. RefSeq lists its product as uncharacterized. NCBI's taxonomy places the organism in Eukaryota, Fungi, Ascomycota, Sordariomycetes, Glomerellales, Glomerellaceae. The record is from RefSeq and is a predicted model, not a curated record.
AUGAGUCACUGUUAUACUGUGUGUUUUGAAUACUGUUUAGCCAUGUUUUUCACGUCCCAUCUUGCCAGUUCCUAUGUUGUUGCCGUUCUCGUUAUCGCCACAUCGGCUAGCACAUUUGUUUACCUUGUAGGCAAACUGGUGAACAGUCGCAAAACCUCGACGAAUGCCAAGCAUGCUCAUUCCGAAUUUCCUCAGCGUGUUGCUGACACGGAAGAAAAACAAAGCUAUGUAAAAGUAUUUCCGCCUUCACAAAGAACAGCUCUCACGAAGCUUGGACCGCAAUAUGACAAUAUCACCGAAGUCAACCUGGGUAUCACUCCGAAGCCACUCCUUAAACUACAUGAUGACUAUCGCACAGCCGACCCAUCAUUCUUCAACUUCAGUGGCUUUAGUGUUGGUGAUAUUCGGUCCCUUGGCGAUUUCCCAGACUAUGCAGCUUUAUCAGAUGUAGCGCUUCCAUCCCCUCUGCAUGCAUUUAACGUCGAUAAGGCCGUUCCACGACCCUAUAGGCCUUUCCGAUGGGCGUAUCACCAAACAAUGUCUCUCACGAAGAUGGACACGGACUUUUGGAUUGAACUUGAAAGUACAUACCGAGAACGAAUCGCUCAACGCCAAGAACUUUACGCAAAGCAUGGAAGUGAUGUACUCGGCAGCUUGCCAGGCUCAGAACUUGCUUGUAAGGAGCUCAUGGAGAUGGUUCUGCAGUUCCUUUGCGCGAGAUACCCUACCCAGUUCGAGAUCAAGGCCAACAUUUUGAAAAAUCGCAUUCUCGGAACUGAGACCAAUCUGGACGCCAGGGAGCCUCUUCACGUUCUGCUAAACAAUGUCCCUGAAGACUUUGGUAUCAUGCUGAGAGACCACGAGACUGGGCGGUACGUUCUUCGCGCUGGCAUGAUAUGCUCCUCCGUUGGCUGGAACCUUGGGGAAAAGAUCGGUCAAGGAUUGCCAGGGAUUCACAGAUAUGUUCCAGAUUAUAAAGAAAAGAUGGAGUUUAGCAUGGAUCGUUUCUUCACCAAGAUGGCCACGUCCAAGCCAAUUCAGCGAGGCUCUUGGGGUCUUGAAAUUGGUCAACCACUAUAUCUUCCGGCAGAACAUCCCGAUAUAACUCACCGUGAGUUUCAGAACCCGAACUUGAAGCCUGACGACAUCCAUCUCCGCGUCGACUGGCAAACCCUGCGGCGCCUACCGCUUUCUGGCGCUGUGGUCUUCAACUUCAAGGCGCUUUUCACCCCACUUUCUGAGCUUAAAAAUGAACCAUACAUACCAUCGCUAGUUUUAAAAGUCCUCAACGAUGGUAAGGAGAGUAUACUGAAGUACAAGGGAACAUGGCAUGUUGAACACGUCGCGAAACCAACCUUGGAGGAGUAUGAACGAUAUCAGAUCGAGAAAGGGAUUAUAGAGGAAAACUGGUCGCAUCAAACAUUAGCUGAAGCCCCGUUUUUCCCGGGUUGGGAGAAAAAAUGGGCUGUUGCGUAA